AACUUACUAUUUUCUUUAUUACUGCAGAUGAAUUUUGUUUUUAUUUGUUUUGCGAUAUAUCUGAAUAUUUAUGAAGUGUUAAAUUUUAGUGGUUGUGUUACGUUAGCUACAAUGAAUGGUCGUAUUUGGUUUUAUGCUCCUAAUAACGAAGAAAAGGGAAAUACAGUAUUUGAAAAUACCUGUGUGGUAGCGAAAUCAUUUAUUUGUUUGCGAGUUCAAGUACUGAUCCCAGUUCUAGGAGGAUCUCCUCCUUGUACUACUGUUUGGGAUUUUCAUAACGUGACAGGGAAGGAAAACAAGUGAAGAUUCCACAGAUGAGUCAGAGGAGGAGGAGAGCGAAGAGGAGCCCAAGCUGAAGUACGAGCGUCUGGCCAAUGGCGUGACGGAGAUCCUGCAGAAGGAUGCCGCCAGCUGCAUGACGGUUCACGACAAGUUUCUGGCUUUGGGAACACAUUUUGGAAAGGUUUAUCUGCUUGACAUUCAAGGAAAUAUCACUCAGAAGUUUGAAAUCAGUUCGGUGAAGAUCAACCAGAUCAGCCUGGAUGAGGGUGGAGAGAAUGUCGGCGUCUGCUCUGAAGAUGGCAAGGUGCAGGUGUGUGGACUCUACACCAGAGAGGGCUUCCACGAGAACUUUGACUGUCCCAUCAAGGUGGUGGCGCUGCACCCACAGUUCAGCAGGUCAAACAACAAGCAGUUUGUUACUGGCGGAAACAAGCUGCUGCUGUACGAGAGGAAUUGGCUGAGUCGCUGGAAGAUGGUGUCUCUGCAUGAGGGAGAGGGCAUCAUCACCAACAUCAAGUGGAGGGCAAACCUCAUAGCCUGGGCCAAUAACGUGGGAGUGAAAAUUUACGACAUCAGCACAAAGCAGCGAAUCACCAACGUGGUCCGGGACAACAUGUCCCUGCGGCCUGAUAUGUAUCCGUGCAGCUUGUGCUGGAAGGACAAUUGUACCCUUAUCAUUGGCUGGGGCACCUCAGUCAAGAUUUGUGUCGUUAAAGAGCGAGACCCCUCUGAAAUGAGGGACCUGCCCAGCCGUUACGUGGAAAUAGUGUCUGCAUUUGACACGGAAUUCUACAUCUGCGGCCUCGCGCCACUGGCCGACCAGCUGGUGACGCUGUACUAUGUGAAGGAGGACGCCGACCACGUGGAGGAGGAGUUCCGCGCACGUCCCCGUCUGGACAUCAUCCAGCCUCUUCCGGAGACCUGCGAGGAGAUCUCCUCUGAUGCUCUCACCGUGCGACAGUUCCAGGAGAACGAGUGCAGAGAUUAUCGCCUCGAGCAUUCCGAGGGCGAGUCUCUCUUCUACAUCAUCAGCCCCAAGGACAUUGUGGUGGCCAAGGAGCGUGACCAGGACGACCACAUUGACUGGCUGCUCGACAAAAAGAAAUACGAGGAGGCCCUGAUGGCAGCUGAAAUCAGCUUUAAGAACAUAAAGCGACAUGAUGUGAAGAAAAUCGGCAUGGCUUACAUCAAUCACCUGGUCGAGAGGGGUGAUUAUGAUGCAGCAGCCCGGAAGUGCCAGAAGGUGCUGGGGAAGAACAUGGACUUGUGGGAGAAUGAGGUUUACAGAUUCAAGACCAUCGGCCAGCUGAAGGCUAUCAGUCAGUACCUGCCCCGGGGCGACCUGCGCCUCAGACCUGGCAUCUACGAGAUGAUCCUGCAUGAGUUUCUGAAGAGCGACUACGAGGGCUUCGCCAUGCUCAUUCGGGAGUGGCCAGGGGAGCUCUAUAACAACCUGACUAUCGUUCAGGCUGUUUGUGACCAUCUAAAGAGAGACCCCACUAAUCGCACCCUGCUGACCACCCUGGCUGAGCUUUACACAUAUGACCAACGUUAUGACAAAGCCCUGGAGAUCUACCUGAAACUGAGGCACAAGGAUGUGUACCAACUAAUCCAUAAACACAACCUCUUCUCCUCCAUUGAAGACAAGAUCGUGCUUCUCAUGGACUUUGAUAAAGAGAAAGCGGUUGACAUGCUACUGGAUAAUGAAGAUAAAAUAUCGACUGACCGAGUGGUGGAGGAAUUAACAGACAGACCUGAACUGCUGCACAUUUACCUACAUAAACUGUUCAAACGGGACCACCACAAAGGACAAAACUACCACGAGAGACAGAUCAGCCUGUAUGCCGAGUAUGACAGACCCAACCUGCUGCCGUUCCUGAGAGACAGCACACACUGCCCCCUGGAGAAGGCCCUGGAGAUCUGUCAGCAGAGGAACUUUGUGGAGGAGACUGUCUUCUUACUAAGCCGAAUGGGGAACUGUAAGCGAGCUCUCCAGAUGAUCAUGGAGGAGCUGGGAGAUGUGGACAAGGCCAUCGAGUUCGCGAAAGAGCAGGACGACGCCGAACUGUGGGAAGACCUCAUCUCCUAUUCCAUCGAUAAGCCGCCAUUCAUCACCGGGCUGCUGAACAACAUCGGCACCCACGUGGACCCCAUCCUGCUCAUAUACCGCAUCAAGGAGGGGAUGGAGAUCCCCAACCUCAGGGACUCACUCGUCAAGAUCCUGCAGGACUACAACCUUCAGAUCCUUCUGCGUGAGGGUUGUAAGAAGAUCCUGGUGGCUGAUUCACUCUCAUUGCUCAAAAAGAUGCAUCGGACCCAGAAGAGAGGAGUCAGAGUCGACGAGGAGAAUAUCUGCGAGUCCUGCCACGCCCCGAUAUUACCUUCUGAUACAGCCAAGAACUUCAGUGUCGUGGUCUUUCACUGCAGACAUAUGUUCCAUAAGGAAUGUCUACCUUCGCCUGGAAUGGUCCAGUUCUGCAACAUCUGCAGUGCAAAGCGACGAGGACCUGGAAGUGGCAUCCUGGAGAUGAAGAAGUGAUGGACGCUGCCCGCUUCAUGCCCAUGAUCUUGCCAACCUCUCUCUUUGUAUUCGUCACUUUGUGUUGCACUGUAAAAUUUGUGACUGUAAUCAGACAGGAAACAAUAGAUUACUUUUUAUUUGUUAAAACAGGAAGUUGUAGAUAUAACAAGGUAAGCACACAUGUUCAAAAGAUACCUUUUGUCAUUCAGUAUUGACGCAUCUUGCAUUAUUUCUGCUCUUCUACCGUCUAAAAUAUUUAAUAUUUUAGAUUUCUCUUUAAUGGUUUUUGCUUAUGCUUUUGCUGAGUGUUAAUUACUAAAACUGCACUGCUGCCAAUAAAAGUGAUCUUGAGGAA
Molecule: messenger RNA, 3158 nt
Organism: Brienomyrus brachyistius
Lineage: Eukaryota; Metazoa; Chordata; Actinopteri; Osteoglossiformes; Mormyridae
Gene: vps41
Product: VPS41 subunit of HOPS complex
Exons: 29
Coding region: 416-2821 (801 amino acids)
Biological process (GO): protein targeting to vacuole; vesicle-mediated transport; cellular response to starvation
Cellular component (GO): HOPS complex; late endosome
Molecular function (GO): protein binding
Source: RefSeq, a predicted model, not a curated record